UUUAAUGUAUUUCAAUCAAAAUAACUAAUUUAAAUAAAAUACCACCGAGUCAAUAAUUUGAUUUUUAACCGGUAUAUAUCCAAUAUGACACUUAAAUAAUAUAUUUUCGUUCCUACAAAAUGAUUUACAAAUUGCAAUUUAUUACUGUACAAGUAAAUAAGAACAGAGAAGUAUUUUCGUAUAUAUAAAAAAAAAACAAAAAAAAACAGAGAAGUAAUGAAAUACCGUUCCGUAUGAUAACCGUAAGUGGUAUUAUUCCACGAAAGUUCGCAUCAUCCAGCAAUUUUCCCUCCUCUUCUCCUCCCUUCCCCUUCUUCAAGAAACACCCAAUACUCUUCAUUCCUCCAUUUUCCUUUCCUUGGAUUGCUAGUUUGCUACAACACCACCAAAACAACUCCAAACAAUUGAACUACAUUACAUCACAUAUCAUUCCAAUUACCAUUUUUAAUCAAAUUCUGUGAUGCUUCGUAUCUUCCUCCACAACAUCCGCCAUCGUCGAUACCCCUCUUACCUUCGCCAACGCCGAUUUUCCUCCUCCACCCCGCCCUCCUCGUGUCAAUCAUCAACGCCGUCAUCGAAUUCUCACCCUCACAACCCAAACCAUUCGCCGAUUAAAUAUGUCAAUUCCGCCUCCACUCUCUCUCCUCUCUCCGCACCCACCACCGCCUCCUCCGUCUCUCGCACCACCCUCUCCCUCUCUCUCCUCUCCAUCCUUGCCGUAACUGGAACAACAUUUCUAUUUUACUCCGAAGGCGGAGGCGAUGACAUUCGCAAAAUCACCUCCGCAAUCGAGGCAGCAGUCCACCGAUCCACCGAUUCGACUCACCGGAUCAUCAAUCAAAUGAAGCAUACUGGUGCUGCUGCUGCGGUCCUAUGGCAGUCGCUUCAGUCGGUUCUUUCAUCUGCCAAUUACGAGGUUCGGUCUGGUUUUGAGUUUAGGGUUGCGGCGUUCUUGGCUGACAUUGCUGCUGCUAAUGCUGCGAGAAGGUCCGCCAUUGUUGCUGCUGGUGGUGGGAGGGUUGUUGAUUGGCUACUCGAGACGGUUGCCGGUGAUGUUAGUGGGACUCAGGCUGAGGCUGCUAGAGCUUUGGCUUACUUGAUUGCUGAUCCUCUUGUUAGGCCUCAGGUUUUUGGGAGGCCUCAUUCUGUUCCUUAUCUUUUGAGGUUCAUUUCUUCUUCUCAGCCUCAGCGCUCCAAGAAGAAUUCAAGAGUUUCUGAUUCUGUGAAAGGGAGGAGCAUGCUUGUUGCAGCAAUAAUGGAUGUUGUGACUUCCACUUGUGACAGCAAGGGCAAUGUCCGAUUCCAGCAAUGCCUUCCUGCAAAUGCUGAGAUGAGGGACAUUGCAUCAGCAAUUCAAGUAAUUGAAGGUGGUUUUCUGGAUGAUCCAAAUACUGAAGAAGAUGAUGAUGGUGGGAAUGGAUUGAAGGGUAUUGGUAUCAAGGUUCUUGGAGGGACAACUGUAUUAGGACUUUCAAGAUCUAAUGGGCAUAUGAGUUAUGAUGAUAGUGAUAGUGUAACAACCAGUAAAUACGCUUCAAAAAAUCAUGUUUACCAGAAAAGGCAUGAUAGCUACCUUGGAGAUGCAAGCUUGUCAUCUUCUGUAGUGCCUGGUCUCUGGGAUGAUUUACAUACUCAGCAUGUUGCUGUGCCAUUUGCUGCAUGGGCACUGGCCAAUUGGGCUAUGGCAUCAGAGGUUAACAGAUUUCAUAUUCAAGAAUUAGAUCAAGAUGGAAAUGCUAUCAUGACUGCCUUAGCAGCUCCUGAAAGAUCAGUGAAGUGGCAUGGGAGUUUGGUUGCUCAAUUGCUUUUAGAGGACAACAAUGUUCUGUUGAGUAAUUCUGUUUCAGACUGGAGUUCUUGUCUGCUUUCAACUAUAUCACAAGCUUGUAAAACUGAUGACAUACCUCUGGCACUGGUAGCUUUGUCUGCAUUUUUGCUUUCUGUUGAUAAGAGUUCGGGAGCCAAAAAAGUUGUUAUGGAGAAAGGUCUUGAUUUGAUGAGAGACACUGCUAAACAAACAAUGCACCAUAAGGAUAUUCAAGAAGCUCUGGCAAGAGCAUUAGAACUAAUAUGUACCAGUGAAAAUCGUUUAUCUGUUGAAGAAAGCCUAAAGUGGUCAGGUAUCCUUCUUCCCUGGGCUUGUGGAAAAUUUUCUUCUGAAAAGACUCGAUAUUCGGCAACUAAAAUCCUUUCAUGCAUUCUUGAGGAUUUUGGACCAUCUUCUAUCCCGAUUUCUCAAGGAUGGUUAACUAUUCUAAUAAAUGAAGUUUUGGACUCUACUAAGGCAUCAUCAGUUAAAGGAUCCUCCCAGCCAAAAAGCGACAAAGUGAAGACUCAAAUUGAUCAGUCAAAUAUUCAAUCUGGUAUACUAAUUGCCAGUCAGCUUGCAAAUUCUGUUGUUAAUCUAGCUGGAAAACAAUUGGGUAUUGCCACAGAUCGCGGUGACUCAUUCCCUAUAGCUGAUCUCCUGUCUCAAGAACCUUUCGCUGGAGCAUUUAAAAGCUUAAAUAAAGAUCGGAAUCCUAAAUGUGAUGCUGCUGACUCAGCAGUGGCAACCCUGAAGGGAAUCAAAGUGCUAACUGAAAUUUGUGCAGAUGAUCUUGUUAAUCAAAACAAAAUUGUAGAUUCUGGGGUCUUAUGUUUGUUGAGGCGCUUUUUGCUAAGAGAUGAUUAUGAAAGCCUUGCUGCUAUUGAAGCAUAUGAUGCAUCAAGAGCUGGGGAGGGACCAGACCAGGCUAGUAAGGUCCAAGAUGAGUCAAAGGUAGAUACUAAUGGUCAAUCAAAUGUCCGAAUCCCACCAUCUACUCACAUCCGGAGGCAUGCAGGUAGACUACUAACUGUUCUUUCAGCAUUGCCAAAAGUUCAAAAAGUUAUUAUAGCAGAUGCAACUUGGUGUAAUUGGCUUGAAGAGUGUGCUAAUGGAAAGAUUCCUGGAUGUGAUGAUCCUAAGAUUCAAAGUUAUGCCAGAGCUACUUUGUUAAAUGUGCUUUGCCAUGAAAAACGGGACUCGGACACUGGAAGGAGUGGUGGUACUGGUACUGGAUUUGUGAAUGAUAGAGCUGUAACUCGUGUUCAGCCCCGCUACGAGGAUAUGAUAUAUCUAAUCAAUCCUGAAUCACAGCACUGGAAAUGUCAUGAUAGACCUGUAUCCCAGAAUUCAAAUGAACACUCUGGUGGUGAUAAUGACAUCAAUUUAUCUAGAUCCACAGAGGGGUAUGAGAAUUGUUCAGAUUUAGAAAACCCUGCAGUAGACAUUGUUUUUGUUCAUGGUCUACGUGGCGGGCCUUUUAAAAGUUGGCGCAUAUCUGAAGACAAGUCAUCAACCAAGUCAGGCCUUGUAGAGAAGAUUGAUCAGGAAGCAGGGAAACAAGGAACCUUUUGGCCAGGUGAAUGGCUCUCAGCUGAUUUUCCUCAUGCUCGUUUGUUUACACUUAGAUACAAGACAAAUCUUACUCAGUGGUCUGGAGCUAGCCUUCCUCUUCAGGAAGUCAGCUCAAUGCUUUUAGAGAAGCUUGUCGCUGCAGACAUCGGCAGUCGACCUAUUGUGUUUGUCACACACAGUAUGGGCGGGCUGGUAGUGAAGCAGCUGCUAUACCAAGCAAAGACAGAAAAUUUGGACAAUCUUGUCAAUAACACCGUAGGAGUUGUGUUCUAUAGUUGUCCACAUUUUGGCAGCAAACUGGCAGAUAUGCCCUGGAGGAUGGGCCUUGUGCUUCGCCCUGCACCUACGAUAGGGGAGCUAAGAAGCGGAUCUCCUAAGUUGGUUGAGCUUAAUGAUUUUAUGCGGCAACUUCAUAAAAAAGGGUUACUUGAAGUACUUAGCUUUUGUGAGACCAAGGUGACUCCAAUUGUUGAGGGCUAUGGAGGAUGGGCUUUCCGCAUGGAAAUAGUUCCAAUUGAAUCAGCAUAUCCUGGUUUUGGUGAUAUUGUGGUGUUAGAGUCAACUGAUCAUAUUAAUUCCUGCAAACCACUCAGUCGUGAUGAUCCUUCAUACACAGAGAUAUUAGAGUUCUUGCGUAAAGUAAAAGCUCAGCAUACGUGAAUUAAGAAAAGGAUAAGUGUUUCAGAGUUUCAAGCCAUUUUGAAUUAUUCAUUUUGUACAUAGUUAUAGAUAGCUCCAUGAAUCUAAAGCUCAGUAGAAAACUAGAGAUGACUGAUAACUCACGGGAUGUUCUUUGAACCAAGGAUGCAUUUUAUUGCAAUUUGCAUGAGCUUCUAUCAAAGUUGGCAUUUUAGUGAAGGAACUGGUGCAUUUAUUGCUAGUAGGCAUUGGGUGGCUUACUCUACGAAAAGUAUUUUCUGAUUGUUGCAGGGCUUUAUGCUCACCUUUAGGUUGGAACGCUCAUUCUGUUUCCUGUUAUACGAGUCAGGUUUCAGCUGUGGACAGUUGCCCUUUAUUAGUUGUAUGUUGUAGAAUCAACAAUUAGCAUAGGAGUUGUAAAUGAAUAUUUAUAUACUACAUAGUAUGGUACAUUUAUAAGUCAUACUUGUGAAUUAUGAUUUCAUCAUCAUAUCAUAUCAAUUAUUUGCAUAGAGAUGCAAAUUUGUGUGAGCUUAUUAAUGUUUGAAAUUCACUAUUUAUUUCUA
Molecule: messenger RNA, 4587 nt
Organism: Chenopodium quinoa (quinoa)
Lineage: Eukaryota; Viridiplantae; Streptophyta; Magnoliopsida; Caryophyllales; Amaranthaceae
Exons: 10
Coding region: 461-4042 (1193 amino acids)
Source: RefSeq, a predicted model, not a curated record